AUGGCAGUUAGGUCAUUUUGGUUUGUGUUUCUAGUGUUAAUCCUAGUUGUAGUUUUGAAUGUCAAAGCAAGAGAAAUUCCACAACAACCCAAAAACACUACUAGUACUACUAAUAAUCUUAACCCAUCAACCAAAGAUGUACCAAAAGACAGUGACAAAAUGAAUAGGGAUAAGAAAUGCGGUAUCUUCUUUGCUGGAGUUGGAGCAGCUGGAGGAGUUGGUGGUGCUGCUGGUGUUAUCCCUAUCGAUAAGGGAUUUGGUACUCUACCCACUUUCGGAGGCCUUGGUAGUACUGGUGCUGGUACCGGUGGUGGCCUUGGUGGUGGAAGUGGUGCUGGUCUCGGUGGUGGUCUUGGUGGAGGUUCUCCUCCUAGUAGUCCUCUUGUUCCCAUUAGUCCUUGA
Spinacia oleracea (spinach) is the source of this 402-nucleotide messenger RNA. RefSeq lists its product as uncharacterized. The record is from RefSeq and is a predicted model, not a curated record. Bases 1 to 402 code for a protein of 133 amino acids. The transcript has a single exon. NCBI's taxonomy places the organism in Eukaryota, Viridiplantae, Streptophyta, Magnoliopsida, Caryophyllales, Amaranthaceae.